AUGGUGCGCUGUUGUCCGGAUCGUUUGACUAAAAUCAACUUUUGCCAGCUGUUUCAUCCAGUGAUGGGACCUCAGAAGCCCCAACCUUCCUUUUCCCACCACAGAAAUGGCCUCAGGGAUCCGCCAGGUGUCGCCCUGGCCGCCGGCUGCCAUAACCCCGCCCACCUCCUAGUUUCAAACGCAUUUGUCACUGAUGGAGUUCUGAUCCGCACAGGUGCAGGUAUAUGGGACAGGUUACUCAUCAACCCCAAGCCUAAUUGCAGAAAAACUUCCACUCUUCAAACAGUUCGGAUAGAGAGGAGUCCCUUAUUGGACCAAGUACAGACCUUUCUCCCACAGAUGGCUCAGGCAAAUGAAAAGCUAAGAAAAGAAAUGGCAACCGCACCCCCUGGGCAUUUCAAUAUUGAAGAUAUUGAUGGGAGUCUUGGAAAAGUUAUACAAAUGGAUGUGGCCUUGUUUGAGAUGAAUCAGUCUGAUUCAAAAGAAGAGGACGGUUCAGAAGAGAGUUCGCAAGACAGCUCAGAGGACAGCUCAGACUCUGAGGAGGACGACACCGCCUCUUCUGAAGUCACCACAGACAACUUUAAACUUCCUCAUUCAGAAGACGGAAAAGGCAAGAUCGAGGUUUUGGACAGCCCUGCCAGUAAAAAAAGGAAAGAGUAA
Messenger RNA from Puma concolor (puma), 663 nucleotides. NCBI's taxonomy places the organism in Eukaryota, Metazoa, Chordata, Mammalia, Carnivora, Felidae. The record is from RefSeq and is a predicted model, not a curated record.